CUUAUGUCGUAGCUCCUCUGAUUGAAGACCACACGUACGUAUUGAUAAACUUCUACUGAUUCCAAGAGUUCAAGCCUUUAGUGCAGUGGGGCUGUAAAAAAGCUACGAGAUUUUCACUUGUUGCACCUCGAGCCCCACCCUAACUUUUCGUCUUGUGGAGAUCUAUACGUGUUACUUUGAGUUAAGUUUACACUGGUCCACGAUCUCUACUGGCCUGUGCACCAGGAUAAUACUGAGUAAAAUGAAGGUAAGGAUAAUACUGAGUAAAAUGAAGAAACAUCUGAUCCAAGGCUACAUUGUCUUCAUUGUAACUGCAUACUUGACAGCUCAGUCUAAAGGUACAAUGCCAUCAGUCUCUCUGACUGUUGAAGGAGGAGGCAGUCUGGUUGGUCAGCUCUGUCCUGGGACAAUGAAAAUGUUUUGCUAUGGAAUAGACUUGUCAAUUUUACGAUGGAGAUACAAUGGGAACAUAGAUAUAGUAACCGUUUUUUCAGAUGCCUCAGCUCCUUUUUCAUUUGAGAUCAAUAAUCCAGCAUUCUUAAGUGUUGAGCUGCUAUCAGUAGCACAAGAUCCAGUGGAUCCGAAUUUCGGUAACUUUUCGUCAGAACUUGUUGUAAAUGUGUCACAGUUGCAGGCAGUGAGUGUAAUGAGCAUUACAUGCGGAGAUCCGGAUACUUUCAAAAUGAUUCCAGUGGAUGUUGAGAUUAUACAACAAACUGAACCUGAGAGUCCCAAUGGAACUAAUGUAACAGCUCUCUAUGAAUUUGGAUCCUUGACGGAUGUCAUUGUUUCUUGGGAACAAUUGGAAAUACGAUGUCCAGACUUUCAGACCUCCUUGAUCUAUCAAGUCACACUGUUAGGCUCCGGUGUUGUCGCAGUAAAUCCCACAAGCUGUGGAAAAGUGUGUAUGACCAGCUUUCAGAAUUUUUCUGGUGCUUCUGUGGAGUAUAGGGUAUUGCUGUAUGCUGUAAAUUCUAUUGGGACAAGUGAAGUUGUGGAAUAUCCAACCACUAUCGUGAAAAAAAGCAGCUUCUACUUUACACCUACUUUCCUCUCGAACGACUGUCGGUUUGCUUGUGAGUGCUUCUCAAAUGGAAGUCUGGAUACAGACAGUUGCAAUGUGCUGUACACAACUGACUCGAUGUACAUGGAUCCAUCAGCAAUUGUUUCUCCGCUCAAUACACAAUUUGAAAUAACUGGAAUAAUUUCCAAUACCAUCUACUAUUUUGAUUUUUUUUUAUCUGUGAACAAAACUCUACUUGUUAGGAACAAAAUUACAAAACAAUCGAUAUCAAGUCCGAGGCUCAGUUUAUUGGUCAUUGUGUUCCUAACUCUGACUAUUUUGGCUCUCAUUCUUGUAGCAGCAUUUAUUAUAGUUGACUGUGUUUUAAAGCAAUUACAAAAGUUUGUAACAAGACUUUUUUUUUGUGUGGCAAGUUUCUUGGGAUUAUUGAGCUUGGUGUUUCUUAUUGUUUUCUUAAUUAUCACUGGUGUCCAGCAAGACACAUGCAGUUUGGACUGGAGGAGAACACGCAACGCAUUGAUCAUUUCUGCCUUUCUUUUAGCUUGCUUUGGCAACAUGUUUCUGGUCUGCAUCCUGCUUGUCUCUUGUGUAAAGAAAAAUUCAAACAUGAUGGAUGUGCAUAUAGAUCUAUUAGAACACAGUCCAGUACUUUUCCAUGCUGACCCACAUAGAAAUGAUCCUGCUGACAAACAGACUGGCUAUCAAAAAGAAAAAUCUAAACAUUGGUGGAGUAGUAGACCAGCCAAUAGACAAGAAACAAAUGAACUUAUUGAUAUGCGGGACGAGUCAAAGGUUGGUACAGCAAAUAGUGAAUCAUCGGCUUUUCUAAUCAAUAAAGGAGGUCACGAGUCCACAACUCAAUCCAAGUGCACAGACUCUUCUGGCCGCCUCAAAUUUAAAAGGAUCAAAAACUCUAAUCCUGCAGUUGUUGUUCCCGGUGUCCUACCUGCUACCACACUAUCUAGGGCCGACCAACACUUGUCCAAUGAUGCAAAGCCACAAACUGACGAAGCAACGUACAACAGUUCUGAAACCAGCAAUGCACCACUCUCCAAGGCAGUGCAAGAUAAAGACGCAAAGCAGGGACGCAAGUACAGAUUCUCUUUGGGGCCUCUCAAGUUUGGAAGGAGCGAAGAUACUACUGGUGCUCCUGUGACCUCACCGGUAGUUCCCCCUGGACAAACGGACCUGCCAGAUGAGAGUUCUAUUAACCGACCUAAAGAGGAGACAGAACUUGUUAAGCCACAAACUAAUGAAGCAACCUACAACGGUACUGAAACCAGCAAUGCACCACCACUCUCCAAGGCAGUGCAGGAUAAAGACGGAAAGCAGGAACCCAAGUAUAGGUUCUCUUUGGGGCCUCUCAAGUUUGGAAAGAGUGGAGAUACUACUCCAAUUGGUGGUGCUCCACCGGUAGUUCCCCCUGGACAGACAUACCUACCAGCUGGGAGUAACCGACCUGACGAGGAGAAUGGUCAAACAGAACUUGUGAAGCCACAAACUGACGAAGCAACCUACAACAGUUCUGAAACCAGCAAUGCACCACCAUUCUCCGAGGCAAUGCAAGAUAAAGACGCAAAGCAGGAACCCAAGUACAGAUUCUCUUUGGGGCCUCUCAAGUUUGGAAGGAGUGAAGAUACUACUCCUAUUAAUUGUGCUCCUGUGACCUCACCGGUAGUUACCCUUGGACAGACGGACCUGCCAGCUGGGAAUUCUAUUAACCGACCUGACGAGAAGAAUGGUCAAACAGAAGUUGUGAAGCCACAAACUGACGAAACAACCUACAACAGUUCUGAAACCGGCAAUGCACCACCAUUCUCCGAGGCAGUGCAAGAUAAAGACGCAAAGCAGGAACCCAAGUACAGAUUCUCUUUGGGGCCUCUCAAGUUUGGAAGGAGUGAAGAUACUACUCCUAUUGGUUGUGCUCCUGUGACCUCACCGGUAGUUACCCCUGGACAGACGGACCUGCCAGCUGGGAAUUCUAUUAACCGACCUGACGAGAAGAAUGGUCAAACAGAAGUUGUGAAGCCACAAACUGACGAAGCAACCUACAACAGUUCUGAAACCAGCAAUGCACCACCAUUCUCCGAGGCAGUGCAAGAUAAAGACUCAAAGCAGGAACCCAAGUACAGAUUCUCUUUGGGGCCUCUCAAGUUUGGAAGGAGUGAAGAUACUACUCCUAUUGGUUGUGCUCCUGUGACCUCACCGGUAGUUACCCCUGGACAGACGGACCUGCCAGCUGGGAAUUCUAUUAACCGACCUGACGAGAAGAAUGGUCAAACAGAAGUUGUGAAGCCACAAACUGACGAAGCAACCUACAACAGUUCUGAAACCAGCAAUGCACCACCAUUCUCCGAGGCAGUGCAAGAUAAAGACUCAAAGCAGGAACCCAAGUACAGAUUCUCUUUGGGGCCUCUCAAGUUUGGAAGGAGUGAAGAUACUACUCCUAUUGAUUGUGCUCCUGUGACCUCACCGGUAGUUACCCUUGGACAGACGGACCUGCCAGCUGGGAAUUCUAUUAACCGACCUGACGAGAAGAAUGGUCAAACAGAAGUUGUGAAGCCACAAACUGACGAAGCAACCUACAACAGUUCUGAAACCGGCAAUGCACCACCAUUCUCCGAGGCAGUGCAAGAUAAAGAUGCAAAGCAGGAACCCAAGUACAGAUUCUCUUUGGGGCCUCUCAAGUUUGGAAGGAGUGAAGAUACUACUCCUAUUGGUUGUGCUCCUGUGACCUCACCGGUAGUUACCCCUGGACAGACGGACCUGCCAGCUGGGAAUUCUAUUAACCGACCUGACGAGAAGAAUCGUCAAACAGAAGUUGUGAAGCCACAAACUGACGAAGCAACCUACAGCAGUUCUGAAACCGGCAAUGCACCACCAUUCUCCGAGGCAAUGCAAGAUAAAGACGCAAAGCAGGAACCCAAGUACAGAUUCUCUUUGGGGCCUCUCAAGUUUGGAAGGAGUGAAGAUACUACUCCUAUUGAUUGUGCUCCUGUGACCUCACCGGUAGUUACCCUUGGACAGACGGACCUGCCAGCUGGGAAUUCUAUUAACCGACCUGACGAGAAGAAUGGUCAAACAGAAGUUGUGAAGCCACAAACUGACGAAGCAACCUACAACAGUUCUGAAACCAGCAAUGCACCACCAUUCUCCGAGGCAGUGCAAGAUAAAGACGCAAAGCAGGAACCCAAGUACAGAUUCUCUUUGGGGCCUCUUAAGUUUGGAAGGAGUGAAGAUACUACUCCAAUUGGUUGUGCUCCUGUGACCUCACCAGUAGUUACCCCUGGACAGACAGACCUAUCAGCUGGGAGUUCUGCUAACCGACCUAAAGAGGAGAAUGUUCACACAGAAUUUGUGAAGCCACAAACUACCUACAACACUUCGGAUGCUACACCACUGUCCGUGGCAGUAAUGCAAGAUAAAGACGCAAAGCAGGAACCCAAGUACAGAUACUCUUUGGGGCCUCUCAAGUUUGGAAGGAGCAAAGAUACUACUCCAAUUGGUUGUGCUCCUGUGACCUCACCGGUGGUUCCCCCUGGACAGACGGACCUGCCAGCUGGGAGUUCUGCUAACCGACUUGACGAGGAGAAUGGUCAAACAGAACUUGUGAAGCUACAAACUGACGAAGCAACGUGCACUACUCCAGUAAGUGGUGCUCCUGUGACCUCACCGAUAGUUCCCCCUGGACAGACCGACCUGCCAGCUGACGUGAAUGAUGACAGUUUUGAAAUUAUUACUCUGCCUGGAACAGUUCAAGAUCUUGUGAUGGAUUUACAUAAUUAGUUGUAUAGUUAUACCUGUUUAUGAAUGUUGUACAACAGUAGCUGUAAUAAUUAGUUUGGUGAAUGUCACAAUACUGAUAAUUUUGAAUGUCUA
This is a messenger RNA of Halichondria panicea, 4903 nucleotides long. RefSeq lists its product as uncharacterized. The transcript is spliced from 22 exons. Bases 242 to 4810 code for a protein of 1522 amino acids. The record is from RefSeq and is a predicted model, not a curated record. Lineage: Eukaryota; Metazoa; Porifera; Demospongiae; Suberitida; Halichondriidae.